UCCUUUCCUCCCCUUCCUCUGCUUCCUCCCCCUCUCCCUCCUCCACUCCCACUCCAUCUCCCUUCCUCUCCCUCUCUCCAUCCCUCUCCCUCUCUCCCUAUCCUGAGCCAAUGACAGGUUGGAGCGGGCGGGCCUCUUUAUGCUAAUGCGGGCGGCGCUGCUCCAUUCUCCGUUCUGAGGUGAGCACCGGCCGCUAUUUACCGGCGCACCCGGCGCUUGGAGGCUGUGUCUGGGCUUUCUGAGUGUUUCUCCGGAGGCUUCGAGUUGUGCAGGAUUGCACUGUUUCAAUAUGCCUGUUGUAAACAUGUGAAGGCAGCAAAUGGCUUUCUGAAGCUGUUGCUGCAUGAGACUCCCCAGGGCUUCAGGCAUGGAGUCUAAGACUGAGGAUCCUCCUGUCUGGGGUGCACCAUCCGAGCAGGAUCAGCCGCCUGCCCAGGUACAUUUUGUUCCAGAGAGCAAUACAGUUGCUCAGAUUGUUUACACAGAUGAACAGGAUCGACCGUCACAGCAAGUGGUUUACACAGCAGAUGGAACAUCCUACACAUCUGUGGAUGGGGCAGAACAUACCCUGGUGUACAUUCACCAAACUGAUGGAGCACAGGCUGUUUUCACAGAUCAGUCCCAGGUAGCGUACAUCCAACAGGACGCAGCUACCCAGCAGGUAACUGUUCUUCUGCCAGCCAGCCAGAAUGUGACUGGUACCAAUCUGGCAGUCCUUGGCAGCGUCACAGAAGCACAACAGCCAAUGACAGAGAACAAUUCUCAGGCUCUUUUGCCCAUUUCGAAUAAUGGAGUACCUCAGAUAACAGGAGCUAGUGACUCUGUGCAGCAAAUGCCAGAAACAAUGGACACAGCUGAACAAGACUUGGACUCUGAAGAGGAUGACGAUGAAGAAGAAGAGGAGGAUGAUGUAGAUUCCUCUGAUAUCGAUGAUUGGGAGCCAGGUCCUCCAAGACCCUUUAAUCCUUGUGAUUUAUGGUGUGAGGAUUGUAAUAAAGCUCAUCCAUCAGCAUGCCUCAAACAUGGUACCCUGCACUGCAUUCCCAAUAGGCCUGUCUUGAGCCGGGCUAGGGCCAGUCUGCCACUCAUUCUCUACAUCAACCGAUUUGCUGGUGGAAUCUUCUCCAAGAGGCGCAUUCCAAAACGCACGCAGUUUGGCCCUGUUGAGGGUCCAUUAGUUAAGCAGUCUGAGCUUACGGAUGACUACAUUCAUUUGAAGGUUGCUAUGGGAGUAGGAAGGGAGGAUUGUAAGGAUGGGGAGAAACCAGGGGAUCUGUGGUUUGAUCUUUCCGAUGAGAACUUGUGCAACUGGAUGAUGUUUGUACGUCAAGCACAGAACCACUUGGAACAGAACCUGGUGGUGUACCAGUACGGCAAAAAUCUCUACUUCACCACCAUCAAACAUAUCGAGCCGAAACAGGAACUCAAGGUGUGGUAUGCAGCAUCAUAUGCAGACUUUGUAGAGCGGAAGAUCCAUGAUAUUUCUGAAGAGGAACGGAAAGUCCUAAGAGACCAGGAAAAAAACUGGCCCUGCUACGAGUGUAACCGUCGGUUCACCAGCUCUGAGCAGCUCCAGCAACAUCUCAACAUGCAUGAUGAGAAGCUGGAUUUCUUCAGCAGGUCAAAGUGCAGAGGUCGUGGCCGAGGUAGGAGGCGGUUUGGUCCAGGGAGACGACCAGGCCGUCCACCAAAGUUCAACCGACAAGAAUCAGCUACGGAACAGAAUGAGACGUUGCAGUUUGCUAUGAAACGUCGCUUCGAAGACACGGACGAGCCUGUGGCCAAUGGAAUGAAUCAAGAGGAAGACCCUGCAAUUAUCUCUGAGCAGCCGGAAAAUGAUUCUAGUGUUGCUAAUAACACAACCACAAGCCCUGGAGAGGAAGUGCGGCGCAAUAAACGAAUACGGAAUGCUGCACUUCAUCACCUCUUUAUACGUAAAACGUUUCGACCGUUUAAAUGCCUUCACUGUGGGAAAGCAUUUCGGGAGAAGGAGAAGUUGGAUCAGCACCUGCAUUUCCAUGGGCGGGAGGGCAACUAUCCACUGACCUGUGAUAUCUGUAACAAAGGCUUCAUAAACAGUUCAGCACUCGAUUCACACAUGAAAUUCCACUCUGAUCAGAAAACAUACUCCUGUAUUUUCUGCACAGACUCUUUCGAUAGACUUGACCUGCUAAAAGAACAUGUUGCAAUUCAUGUUACUAACGGCUGUUUCACUUGCCCUUCCUGUAAAAAACAAUUCCCAGACUUCAUUCAGAUAAAGAAGCAUAUUCGCAGCUUCCAUUCUGAGAAGAUUUAUCAAUGUACAGAGUGUGACAAGGCCUUCUGUCGGCCAGACAAACUCCGACUACAUAUGCUGAGACACUCUGACCGUAAAGAUUUCCUCUGCUCCACUUGUGGCAAACAGUUCAAAAGGAAGGACAAGUUGAAAGAGCACAUGCAACGGAUGCACAAUCCUGAACGGGAGGCCAAGAAUGCUGGCCGCAUCCACAAGUCCAAGCCUUUCAAACCCAAGAUCCCUUCCACUGACUAUGAGAGCUUCAUGUUCAAGUGCCGUGCCUGUAUGAUGGGUUUUCGGAGGCGUGGGAUGCUGGUGAAUCAUUUGUCAAAAAGACACCCAGAUAUCAGGAUAGACGAUGUGCCAGAGUUAACAUUGCCCAUCAUUAAACCGAACAGGGAUUAUUACUGCCAGUACUGUGACAAGGUGUACAAGAGUGCCAGUAAGCGUAAAGCCCAUAUCCUGAAGAACCACCCAGGGGCUGAGCUUCCUCCAAGUAUCCGCAAACUGCGACCUGCAGCUCCAGGGGAGCCUGAUCCGAUGCUGAGCACACACACACAGCUGAAAGGCACCAUCGCCACGCUCCCUGUCUGCUGUCCACACUGCUGUAAACAAUACAGUAGCAAGGCAAAAAUGGUGCAACAUAUCCGCAAAAAACAUACAGAUGUUCUGCAAGAGAAUCCGAAUGCACUGCAGACACUUCCUGCACAAACGCCGAUUGUGGCCACUGUUAUCAGUGCAGCACCGACUGUUGUGAACACAGAUGGCUCUACUGGAGACACAAUUGUGGCAACUGAUCUGCUCACUCAGGCAAUGAGCGAGCUGUCGCAGACGCUGACGACAGAUUACCGCCCACCUCAAGGAGAUUAUCAGCGUGUGCAGUACAUUCCUGUCUCUCAGCACAUCCAACCAGUUCAGGGACAGCAGCCUCAGCACAUCCAACUCCAGGUGGUGCAGGUGGCACAGGCCUCCUCCCCACAACAGAAUCAGCAUUCUACCGUGGAUGUCAGCCAGCUGCAUGAUCCUCAUGCCUUUGCACAGCACUCCGUUCAGGUCCAGCAUGUCCAAGUGUCGGAUCAGUCCAGUGCCAUGGCCCCCACUGGUUCCCAGACUGGAGGAGGUCAGCCACUGAGCCCUUCAUCGCAACAGCAACAAGAACUCAGCCCUACUCAGAUACAGGGUGGAACAUCAACACAAAACCAGGUCUUACAGCAGCAACCAACAGCUUCUGUACAGCAUACAUACCUUCCUAGCACUUGGGGGACCUUUCGCAACUACUCCUCUGAGAUUCAGAUGAUGACCAUUCCUCAGACUCAGUAUGUUAUCGCAGAGGCUCCUGUAGCCACAGUAAACAGCGGCCAGGUGAAAGCAGUGACACAGACUCAUUAUGUGAUAUCAGAAGGACAGCCUGAGCUGGACAUGAAGCAGAAUUCUGCAGUACGACUUGGUGUGCCUCAGACACAGACAGACACCUCCCUACAGCAGCAAAAUGCACAGUUCAUCAUUACCUCGACAGCUAGUGGGAAUGGAACUACUGAGGUGCCAAUCACAAAACCCUAGCAGUCAUUUACUGAAAACUGAUUCUCCCUAAAUUCACACCAGCUCCACUAGGACUGGAGUUCCAACUUGUGGCAUGCAUUUUAUAAAUGAAAAGAGAGAGAGAGCAGAGACUGUUGUUUACAGCUUUUCCCUUCCAUAUCUCACCCUCCCGUCAUCACCUACCCCUCCGAGUGAAGUAUUAGAGCAAGAAUCAGGAUAUUGGGGUUGCUAGUGUUGAUCGUGUGGGCUCAGCUAGAUGGUGCUGAUUACGUCAUUGCUUAGGAAUUGGACCCAGUUUUUAAAGAAAUCAUUUGGAGGAAAUGGAAAGCAAAGACCUGGGAAAGGAAUGAUGAACUGACCAGCUCUGUUCACAAACCCUCACACCAAUCACUCUAAUCACCUUUUGGCCAAGUGAGCUGCAUGUCACCAAACUGCCAGGAACAUCAAGAGAGACUGUGAUCCAGAUGAACUCCUGUUGGAUAUAAUUCAGGGGUUUAAUGUUGAGGACUUGAUAUUAUCCACCAGAACUCUUCUAGAGCUGCAGAGGUGGAUGGACAGUAAGCUGGAUUCUUGAAAUGUGAGCACUCUGAGUGAGCCGCAGUGCUCAGGCGAGUUUGUAACUGAAGAAUCAACAGGAACAUUUACUGCUGGACUUGUGUGUGUUCUCAGAUUGAGACAUGGGGGCUCCUUAUACAAGUUGCCCUGUGUCUGUUCUCCCGUAACUCUACAGGGAUGUGUGCAAUCUGGUCAACUCGAAACUGACACAAACACGGCAAGCACACACGCAGCCCAGCGCAUGCACAUGGCUAGAGCUGCACUCUGUUCACCUGUUACAAACAGACAAAGGUGGAAAAGUUUUAGUGAAUGAGAUUUUAAUGCUUUAUUAUUUAAGAGUUUAUGUUAAUUGUAAAUUUCUGUGGUUGUAUCAUUAGAGAAGCUGUGUUCUACAAGCAAGUGUUUAAAGAUCAAUAAAAAUAUAAAUCUGGACCCACUGACUUCCCUCCUCUCCCCAGCACUUAUCCUGCCUCAUUGCUGCUUUACCUCCAUGAUGUGGAAGGAGUCAGGAUAUUGCAGGGGAGGGGGCAGGGGCAGAGAUCCAGAGUCAGUGCUCUUUAAAUUGCAGUCGUUUGAGACUCCAUUUCUAAUUGUGAAAUACUCCUUGAUGUCACCAGAUUUUUGUUUUGCCGAUUUGCUGAUGUAAGAUGAGUGGCAAUGUUUUGAAAAUGAAGGUUGAUAUUGAUGUACUAAGAGCACAGUAAACAGGAGCCCUGUCAGCUGCCUGUAUAGUCUUUCAGCAAAUGAAGAUUCUGGUGGUUAAAUUUCCACUGUUACUUUUAGGAUUUUAGGUCUCUGCUACAGUUUUACUGACAUUUAAUUCUUGUCUCUUAGCUUACCCUCAGUUGAACCCCAGCACCUUGUAUCUUCUAGUGUGUCUGUCCCUGGCUUGAUAACUCAGUAAACUUUGAGUGCCAUGCUUAGGAAGCAUACAGAAACCCCUAACUUUAGCAACUGGAUUUAUAUACGUCUCCGUUAGCACUUACUCUGGUCUGAAAGUGGUGAAACAUCACAUCAGGCCUUGUUUUAACUUCCAAAUAUCAGUGCAUUUUUUUUAGCAAAAGAUGAACAGGCACAUAAAUAAUGGACAUAUUACAUAAUUGGAGUGGCCAAUCUUUUACUUAAAUCCAAGUGGACAAAAUAACACAUCAAAAUAAAGCUUUUGAACAGUC
Messenger RNA from Carcharodon carcharias (great white shark), 5541 nucleotides. RefSeq names its product PR domain containing 10 (gene prdm10). The transcript has 23 exons. Gene Ontology annotation, cellular component: nucleus. The record is from RefSeq and is a predicted model, not a curated record. Bases 344 to 3835 code for a protein of 1163 amino acids. Gene Ontology annotation, molecular function: protein binding. Lineage: Eukaryota; Metazoa; Chordata; Chondrichthyes; Lamniformes; Lamnidae.